CAAAGCUUAUUGUUCCAUUAUCUAGAUGUUAAUGUAUUGGUUGAAAUUUUGGUGGAACAGAGAUUGGUGCAGCACCAGCCGACGCAGCAUCCAACGUCUGAGGAGCUUAGCAUUGGCAAAAUCAAGUUCAAGGCUUUUGAUUUGGGCGGUCAUCAGAUUGCUCGCAGGGUCUGGAAGGACUACUACGCCAAGGUGGAUGCUGUGGUGUACCUAGUGGAUGCAUACGACAAGGAGAGAUUCGCAGAAUCGAAAAAGGAACUGGACGCACUUCUCUCAGACGAAUCUCUAGCCACCGUCCCCUUCCUCAUCCUGGGAAACAAGAUAGACAUACCGUACGCUGCAUCAGAAGACGAGCUCCGUUACCAUCUCGGCCUCUCCAACUUCACCACGGGAAAGGGCAAAGUGAACCUAGUCGAUUCCAACGUAAGACCACUGGAGGUUUUCAUGUGCAGCAUCGUCAGGAAGAUGGGUUAUGGCGAAGGCUUCAAAUGGCUCUCUCAGUACAUCAAGUAACCAAAGCCACCAAGACUCCUCUCCAACACAUGGCGUUAUUAUUAUUGUUAAACAUCAAGGCUUAAGAGAACAGGUAAGAGUUGCAGGUUAAGAUGGCUCAACUACUUGCGACCAGAUGUUAGACGAGGCAACAUCACUCUCGAAGAACAGUUUAUGAUCCUCAAACUCCAUUCUCUCUGGGGCAAUAGGUGGUCGAAGAUUGCACAGUAUCUACCGGGAAGAACAGAUAAUGAAAUAAAGAAUUAUUGGAGAACUCGUGUGCAAAAACAAGCUAAACACCUUAGAUGCGAUGUUAAUAGCAAUCUUUUCAAGGAGACAAUGGAAAAGG
Raphanus sativus (radish) is the source of this 841-nucleotide messenger RNA. RefSeq names its product GTP-binding protein SAR1A-like. Gene Ontology annotation, cellular component: COPII vesicle coat; endoplasmic reticulum exit site. The annotation marks the transcript as partial. The record is from RefSeq and is a predicted model, not a curated record. Lineage: Eukaryota; Viridiplantae; Streptophyta; Magnoliopsida; Brassicales; Brassicaceae. Gene Ontology annotation, molecular function: GTPase activity; GTP binding. The transcript has 4 exons. Gene Ontology annotation, biological process: vesicle organization; endoplasmic reticulum to Golgi vesicle-mediated transport; membrane organization.